GCACUUUGUUUGGUUUUGCUUCACCGCAAACGUUCGCAUCUCUGAUUUGAGCGUUUUUCAAAGACUCUAAACACCGGAGAGAGAAGGGCCGGAGAUUGUGUAAUCAGCUUCGCAGUUCGCUCCUUCGCUUUCACCACCACGAGGAAUGUUAAAUCACUGGGAUCAUGUGGAUGUGCUGCACACUAGCAGAAUUAGCACGACAAAGAGGCGUUUGGUGACUCUGAGGGAGUUCUCUGACCUAAUGUUGCUUCUACAUGUUGACUGGAACACAAACACUGGUUAUGGCCGCUGUGCUCAGAUUGAAUUCAUAAUCUGCCCUGGCACGAGGAAAGCUUUUGUUGAGGUUGGAGGUGUUUCCCAGUAGUUGGAGGGAUGUGGGUGUCUUAUGUAAGUGGUCGGCGUGGCUUUGAGGCUCACCUGACCGGAGUAACGUGGCCCCUCGGGGAGAUGCUGGAGGAGGAAGAGCUACAUCGACGAGGUCACACACCCCGUGUUUUCCGACUGGCUUCUCUCGUGGAAGAGCGUCUGAUUGGAGAACAGACCACCGCUGACCGACGUUUCUGCAUCAAACACAGGGAAAGCCAACCUGGUCCAGCAUGUUUUAGUUGAUUCCCUGCUUCAACACAGUUGGUUCACAGCAGAAGCCUGCUGAUUAAAAUCAGGUGUGUUUAUUCAGAGACAUCACUAAAACGUGCUGGACUCUGUAGGGCCGGGGUUGCCUACCCUGAUCUAGAAGCACCAGACUCCUGUGAUCCCGGUGGUAGAGCGUUUUGAGUUUGAGGGGAAGAGGCUGUCUUUGUUCUCCGGGAGGAAAUGGCACUCCACCCUGAUUGUGUGACUGUUUCCAGCCCCCCCGCCUCCUCACCUCAAAGCGUCUGUACUUUUACUCCCUUGUUGCUCUUUGGGUCCACAUUGCUCCUGGACACAACUGUCCAAACCUCUUCUGACUACAGCUGAACCCUCGGCGUGUCGCAGGACUCAGUUCUGCUGUUUUUCCUGGUUUACGAUGGCGGAUUGACACGUUUAAUUAUCAAGCUUCAUUGGCCUGCGUCCAAGUCUUUUACGGAUAUCGUCACUCUCUGAUCCUCGUCUCCGCAGCGCUCGGCGUGCAGGCCCGACACAACCAGCUCUCAUGCUGCCUCCCUGGCUCAGCUCAGCCCCUCCGAUAGAGGCGUUUCCAGUGCGAUGGUCUCCUCUGCGUGAGAACCUCCAUCACAGAGAAGCCUCUUAGAGCAGUGCCUAAUCUGGAUGUUAUGGCAGCUGGUCUGAAUUCCCAGACUCCUACCUCUCCGAGAUAAGAUGGAUUUCUGCGGUUUGGACCUGCCUGUUGAACCCGGACCCUCUCCGUCUUAGUUUCACCUUGGAACCUGCUCAUCCUGCCUUCCUUCCUCAUUGAGUUAAUUCUUUGGAUACACACUGGAGAGUUGGAACUUUGUGGUUUCCGAAUGCUCCCAGUGCCUCCAUGGCUUGCUGUUUCAGGUCCCACUAUAGAAGCUGGACCCUUAACACGCCUCUCCCAGAUGAUGAAGCCGAGCAGCACCACAGCACCGUUGUGGGAGAGGGGGGCAGCACCGGGGAUGGCACCCCUCCCCCAAAGCGCAAAGGCAAGUUUUCCACCCUUGGCAAGAUCUUCAAACCCUGGAAGUGGCGGAAGAAGAAGAGCAGCGAGAAGUUCAAGGAAACAUCUGAAGAGCUGGAGAGGAAGAUGUCGACGAGGCGUACGCGACAGGAACUGAUAGAACAAGGAGUGCUGAAGGAGGUCCCAGACAACGAUGCAGACUCACAGAAUGUAAAACAAACCCAUGUGAAAAAUGGUCACACUCUUCCUGUCGGGGUUGGAGGACCAGGAGGGAUCAGCUCUGUUAGGAGCCCGUCCAACCAGGCCACAGCCCCAGCAGACUCAGACUUUAGGAUGAACCCUGUGAGGUUCACCCAGCCGGAGGAUCGCAGGGGCCACUCGCCCCCCGAUGGACACCACCGCGGAGCUUUAAGCUCCAGGGGCACAGGAAUUGAAGAGGUGUGGAGAAGUGGAGGAAUGGGGACACGCGCACAUGGGGAGGGGGAGUGGAAGUCUAACCUGGCUCGGCACGGGCAGAUUCAUGAGCAGAAGGAGGGAGGAAGGUGUGGGGGCAGACUUUACCCCGAGGAUGGAUACAGGAGGCCGGGGCUGCAGAAGGCCCCGUCAGAGGACGGCAGGAGGAGCCGGCCUGCAGAAGCAGACUGGAAGCCCACGCUCCCUCGACACGCAUCUGCAGAGGAGGGGAGAGCUCGCAGAGAGUCAGACAGCCAUUUUGUUCCUGACCCAGACGCCCUGCAGGACAGCCUGCGUGAACCUCUGCCACCUAAACAGUCCGUCGUACCUCCAAAGUGGCUGAUCAGUUCGACCCCAGAGCCCGGCAGCAACGGUCCGCCGCGGACACCGUCCAACCACCUCCCCCCUCAGUUUUCCUCCCCCUCCACCGCGACGUCCAAACCCGUCCGGUCUGUGGCUUCUGCGGGUACGAGCACUCAGCAGACCUCCACCUCUCAGACCACCAAGCAGCCCCCCCCGCCUCCACCCAAGCCAGUGAACAGGGGCAACGCCGCCAUGCUGGUCUCCGCCCUGCAGGGGGGAGAAAACGCUCAGCUUCCCCUCUACUGGUCCUGCUGGAAGCGAGAGUGCGACUAUGAUGUCUACCUGUCCCUGCCCGUCUAUCUGUGCCGGCGGGCCGGAGGCCUGCGCUCAGGUGACUUCACACAAGCCCCGGGGGGGGCCAGUCUACAUCCAGCCAAGCCGUCACCUCCAAUGCCUCCGAAGAGGACCACUCCGGUCACGAAACGCAGCACAGAGGACUCCGCCCAGAACCAUCCCAUAAGUCCCUCCCCUCUUUCUGUCGAGGACAACAGCGGCCUCCCCGUAAGUUUCCAGCUGCCCCCUCCUCCCCCCUCCCCGCCCCUCCCUGCUCACAUACCGCCCUCUCCACCUCGCCAGCACAUACACACCCACCACCUCCACCAUCAGCACUCGUACCCUCACCCGCUCCCCCAGCCCAUACCGAUGCUGUUCGACCCCCCGAGCCCGACCGCGGAGUCCCCCCAACGCCCGGCCCCUGUCCCGCUGCACAUCAUGAUCCAGAGAGCCCUGUCCAGUCCCGGCCCGGCGCAGCCGCACCCGGACGGGUCGCAGCGUGCUCACGCGUUACUGUUUGAAACUCCUCUGGAUUACCAGGGCGAUCGCUGUCGGCCUCUGCCCGUCAGCAUCCAACCGCUAAAACUAUCUGAAGAUGACUACUCAGAGGAGGAAGAAGAGGAGGACGAUGAGGAAGAGGAGGAGUACAAUGGUGAGAUCCCUCAGCCUGAGCUGGAGCCUCGGAGUCGCCGGUGCCUGGUGGGUGAUGCUGGCAUUUGCAUCAUCCCUGGAGGAAACAGCAGUGAUGAAGAGGAGGAGGAAGACGAGGAUGGAGACCAUAAGAGAGAGGACAGUGAGUCAGAUGCUCCUAAAGACGAAGACUCUGACGAGGAGGACGAACCCCCGCCGAGUGCCCUGGCCAGCAGGGUGAAGAGGAAGGACACGCUGGCUCUGAAGCUCAGCAGCCGCCCCUGUGCCCCCGACAGGGACCGCUUCACUCAGGAGAGGAGCAGCAGGGAGGACCAGCCUCCAGGGCAGACGGGCCUCACCUGGCAGAGCAGGGAGCAGUGGGAGGCCAUCCGCACGCAGAUCGGCACGGCCCUCACGCGACGACUUAGCCAGAGACCCACUGCCGAGGAGCUCGAGCAGCGAAACAUCCUUCAGCCCAAGAACCAGGCUGACAGACAAGCUGAGGUUCGUGAAAUCAAGCGGCGGCUGACCAGAAAGCUGAGUCAAAGACCCACGGUUGCAGAACUACAGGCGAGAAAGAUCCUGCGGUUCCACGAGUACGUGGAGGUCACCGAGGCCCAGGACUACGACAGGAGGGCGGACAAGCCGUGGACCAAGCUGACUCCGGCCGACAAGGCAGCCAUCCGGAAGGAGCUCAACGAUUACAAGAGCACUGAGAUGGAAGUUCAUGAAGAAAGCAGAAUUUACACGAGGUUUCAUCGGCCUUAGCAUCCACAAGCACUUAAGAUUUUUGUGAAGAACAAGCUGCUCCGUGUGCAGAUUCCCCUUCUUACCUUUCUGGAAUGUGCCGUGCUGUUGAUCAGGGAAAGCCUGGAACUGACUCUGGAUGCUUGUCGCUUGCCCUCCGCUGCACUCUCUCUCUCUCCCCCUGCACUGCUUGUGCUGAACUGAGGAGGUGGUGGGUGAGGACUAGAUGCAGUAUUUCUCCCGGACAACAGGGGGAGCCACGUGCCAACGAAGGACCUAACGAACCACAGGGCUCUCUCUCCCCCUGCUGCUGUGUGGCGCCCCUCAGGGACUCGGAUUAGUGAAAACCUUUAACGCGGCCUCAUUCUGUGUUGCCUUUUUUUCCUUUACUGCAUAUGAAACACUAACUCAUCUUGCUGAUGUAAUAUCUUACAAUUAAAGCGGUAAUAAUAAGAAUGACCUAUCACACAGUAAUAAUAGGUAAGCGGGGCUGGGUCGGGAGAGGAUGGAGAAGCUUUAGAACAGGGCAUCUCGGGGAUAUUGUGUUUUAUAUAUUGAUUGUGUACAGACUGUUAAACCUUAGAAUGCAAUGAGGAAAUAUUCUGUAAUGCACAAGAUGUUUUAUUUUGUAAUUCUGAUUACAUGGUAGUGACCGCUUUUAUUCAAGCCUUUUUUAUUUGUCUGCCUGUGUUUGUGAUGUGCGGUGGCCAAUUACUCUAGCGUUACGGAGAAGGAGGCGGCCGAGUGGGAUGUCGGUGUGUGUGCCAACAUCAGCGAUGCCUCAAGGACUGAUAGGAAACGGACUGCGAUCUGCUGCACGAGCCAACAUGGAGUCCAGUGCCAUUAUACCUGGAUGAUCUCUCCUCAUUUAUACUUUUUAUGAGUUUUUGUACUUCCCUUUAAAGAUCAGACUUCUGUAGCCGUUUUUGAGUAGGGUCUUGAAGGUAGCGUCUGUACAGAGAGUUUCACACGAACAUAGAUCAGGGAUUUAUCAAAAACGUCUGAAAACGUAUAAACGGUGAACUGGGAGUCGCUUUGAAGCUGCAGAUGUUUUAACUGGUUUUAUUUUUUUGGUCUGGCCAGUAGCUGAAGGGGUUCUCUCUGCUGUACAGGUGGACAGGUUUAACUAUUGCUUCUGUAUAUCUUGUCUUCCUUCCAAUUAAGAAGAAUUUAAAGUAUUAUAGGUUGCUAUUUUUUUAAGUGCAGAACAUUAGUUUAUGAUUCAUUGCUACAAGAAUGGAAAUAUGAAAGUGAACUUUUUCCUGGAAAAGUUAAGUUUGUUUUCAGUUGGAUGUGAAAUUCUGACAGUUUUAACUGUAAAUAGUCACGACUGAAUCUAAUUAAAUAAAACUCUCUGAACCUCCUGUGAAA
Nothobranchius furzeri (turquoise killifish) is the source of this 5416-nucleotide messenger RNA. It is a transcript of the gene phactr4b, whose product is annotated as phosphatase and actin regulator 4b. NCBI's taxonomy places the organism in Eukaryota, Metazoa, Chordata, Actinopteri, Cyprinodontiformes, Nothobranchiidae. The record is from RefSeq and is a predicted model, not a curated record. Gene Ontology annotation, biological process: neural crest cell migration; actin cytoskeleton organization. Gene Ontology annotation, molecular function: actin binding.